This is a messenger RNA of Candidula unifasciata, 2100 nucleotides long. The record is from the annotation of a GenBank genome assembly. Lineage: Eukaryota; Metazoa; Mollusca; Gastropoda; Stylommatophora; Geomitridae.
AUGAGCGAAACUAAUUCUUUCUGGUUUAUAAUAUUAAUAUGUUUAGCAGUUAUGUCGCCGACUCGUCUUGUUAGUGCAGACGUGUAUGCAGUUGACGAUUCCGUUGGAGUUGGGCGUCGCUAUGAUGGCAUUGGUGGUUUGAGCGGUGGAUCAGCUACCUCAAAGCUGCUUAUUGGUUACCCCCAGAAACAGAGGGAUGAGGUGUUGGAUUAUUUAUUCAAACCAAAAUUUGCUGGUUCACUGCAAAUACUCAAGGUUGAGAUUGGUGGCGACGCACAAGCAUCAGAUGGAACUGAAGCAUCCCAUAUGCACGUGGAGUGGGAGGAAAACUACCAGAGAGGAUAUGAAUGGUGGCUGAUGCAGGAAGCUAAAAAGCGGAAUCCAAAUAUCAAGUUGUUUGGACUUCCUUGGGCUUUUCCCGGUUGGAUUGGAAAUGGCACCCAGAAUCCAUACUAUGACAGACAAAAACUGGCAACUUACAUCUUCAAGUGGAUUAAAGGGGCAGAUGUUUAUCACAACUUGAAGAUUGACUACAUUGGGAUCUGGAAUGAGAGAUGGUGUGAUACAGAGUCUAUCAAGGUUCUGCGUAAAACACUGAACAGUAAUGGGUACAGUCAAGUUCAAAUUGUUGCAGCAGAUCUGGAUUUUGGCAUUGUGGAGUAUAUGUCUAGAGAUGCUGAGCUUGCUGCUGCCAUUGAUUAUGUUGGGGCUCACUACCCAGGUGUGUUAUCUCCUGACUCUGCCAGAAAGAUCGGCAAGCCAUUGUGGUCAUCUGAAGAUUUCAGCACAGUCAACGAUGAAGUUGGUGGGGGGUGUUGGGCUAGAAUUCUCAACCAGAAUUAUGUCCAAGGUUUAAUGACAAGCACAAUCGCAUGGAAUUUGAUUGACAGCUUUCACCAGAGCCUACCCUGGGAUCGGACGUCACUGAUGACAGCCAGAGAGCCGUGGAGUGGCAAUUACAUUGUGGAAAGCCCUGUCUGGAUGUCAGCCCACACAACACAGUUCACUGAACCAGGCUGGAAGUACCUGUCUCAUGGACACGGUGUUGGGAUGUUGAACAGUGGAGGCAGCUACGUAACAAUUGUCAGCCCAGAUUUACAAAACCUCACCAUUGUCUUAGAAGCUAUGAGCCAUGACCACUCAGUUUGCAUCCGUCCUAACCUACCACCAUAUACAGUGAAAGAACAAAAUGUCACUUUUGUCUUCACCGGAUCGUUUGCAAACAUCACCAAGCUGUAUGUAUGGCAAAGCAUUCUGAGGUUUGAUAAAACUCCAUCUUCACAUUUCAAAAGUCUUGGAUCCGUUCAGGUCAUAAACGGACAAGUGACCAUCACAGUUGGGGUAGACACUGUCCACACACUAACAACGGUCAGUGACGGCCAGCAUGGAGAACACCCUACUCCACCUCCAUCUGCCCCCUUCCCACUGCCAUUUGUGGAAACAUUUGAAGAGUACCCGCUGUCAGCAGAGCCAUAUCUGUUUGCUCCUCAACAAGGCUCGUAUGAUGUGGUUGAUGUUGGUGGUCAGCAUGGGAAAGUUAUGAGACAAAUGGUGUUGCAACCUCCUAUUGUUUGGUGUGAACAGACACUUCACUUGAAUGCUUCCCUCAAUGUCUUCGGCUGGUACCAGUGGACUGAUGUAGAAAUAGCUGCUGAUGUCAGAAUCGGUGCAGUCAAUGGAUCGGGGGGAGUGUUUAUUGCUGUCAGAAUUGACAAAGCAGGUUGUGAUACAUAUGCAGCACAAGGAAUUUUCUACUACUUUUCACCUGGUGAAAAUUUGUUUUUGCUCUCAGAUGACAUCAGGAGAGCUAAUGUUAUUGUUGCAAGCACUAAGCCUGUUGCUGUUUUGUCUGACUGGAACCGCCUGACACUGUCUGUAAAAGGGACAUUAGCUACAGGAACAUGUAAUGGUGUCGUAGUGUUCAACGUCAGUAUUCCCACUGCUCCGGCACAUGGAUUUGUAGGGGUCGGCACCAAAAAGUAUGGUUAUGCAGAUUUCGACAACAUUAAUCUCAGCUCUGCCAAAGGGCCAUCACCCAUAGUUUACUCUGGCAGAAAAAGCAAGAAAAACUCUCUGUACUUUGAGACAGAGAACCCAUGA